Durio zibethinus is the source of this 1386-nucleotide messenger RNA. RefSeq names its product GDSL-like Lipase/Acylhydrolase superfamily protein. Gene Ontology annotation, molecular function: hydrolase activity, acting on ester bonds. Lineage: Eukaryota; Viridiplantae; Streptophyta; Magnoliopsida; Malvales; Malvaceae. The record is from RefSeq and is a predicted model, not a curated record.
CUGUAUUAAAUUAUGGGUAGUCUCUGGUUUAUUGCAUUUGCUAUUAUGAUUCUUCACCACUCAAAUGGAGUUACAGGUUCUGAACGAGUUCCUGCACUCUUUGUGUUUGGAGACUCAUUGGUUGAUGUUGGCAACAACAAUUUCCUUAGCUCAAUUGCCAAAUCUAACUAUUUUCCUUACGGUAUUGAUUUCAAUAUGCAGCCUACCGGAAGAUUUUCUAAUGGAAAAACCUUUGUUGACAUUAUUGGAGAGAUGCUGGGUGUUCCAUAUCCUCCGCCCUUUGCUGAUCCCAACUCCGUGGGAGUCAAAUUACUUGGAGGAGUGAAUUAUGCUUCAGCAGCCGCAGGCAUCCUUGAUGAGAGCGGCCAACAUUAUGGUGAACGGUACAGCCUAAGUCAGCAAGUAUUGAAUUUUGAAAGCACAUUGGAUCAACUACGAACAAUGAUAGGGAGAAAUUUGACGAAUUUCCUGGCCAAAUCCAUAGCAAUUUUGGUGUUUGGGAGCAAUGAUUACAUCAACAAUUAUCUCAUGCCUUCCAUCUACUCUUCUAACUACACUUACACUCCUUCAGAAUUUGGCAACCUUCUUCUCAACCGCUAUGCCCGACAACUUUUGGCACUAUACAGUUUAGGACUAAGGAAAUUCUUUAUAGCUGGAAUUGGACCCAUUGGUUGCAUCCCUAACCAAAGAGCAAGCGGACAAGCGGCGCCGGGAAGAUGCGUAGAUAAUGUUAAUGAAAUGCUGGGAACUUUCAACCAAGGGGCAAAAUCAAUGGUAGACCAACUAAAUAUGCGUCCUGGUGCUGUCGUUGCAUAUGGCAAUACUUAUGGUGCUGUGGGUGACAUCCUAAACAAUCCUACCGCUUUUGGGUUCAACGUUGUUGAUAAAGGAUGUUGUGGAAUAGGGAGGAACCAAGGGCAAAUAACAUGUCUGCCAUUUGCAUAUCCAUGCCCAAACAGAAAUCAAUACGUGUUUUGGGAUGCUUUCCAUCCUACACAAGCCGUUAAUGCCAUUCUAGCACGUCGGGCUUUCUAUGGGCCUCUUUUGGAUUCUUAUCCAAUCAACAUCCAACAAAUGACUCUUAUCAACUGAUUUAAUUUGCUCUUUCCUUUUCCUUGUACAAAUUAGCCUUGUCUUCUAUAUUACGGCCUUCGUUUGUGUUGUAAUAAAUAUAAAUUGCUGAAUUGAACACCUAUAUGAUUGUGGGCAAGAUUUUAUUCAUUAUAGUUUGAAUUACAGGGAAAGCAAAGAGGACAGGCGGUUCUUAUGGUUUGAAUUCAAACCAAAUGAUUAGCUGCCUGAGGCAUUUAUCAACUGAUUUUAAAAUCAAAACUGCAUGUGGCAAUUUCUUUAGCAGGUCAGGCUCCAUAUAUUACUGGCGGACAU